AUGCCCCCCUCAAAUGGCAGGAUGCGCACCCACCGUCUGAUCCUCCUGCUCGCCAUCGUCCUCCUCGCGUGUCUCUCGCUCGUCCUCCUCCGUCCCAAGUCCGAGUCAACUGCCGAACAUGAACCGCUAGACCUCCCUCCCCCCGAGCCCAUCAGACACCAUCAACUUCAUUCGGGCCAGACCUCCUACCCACCUGAAAAGGUGCACCCGGUUUCCAGACUGGUCCAGGAUGCGCAGCAGCAGUUCGACAAUGUAAAGACCCGGCAAUCGAAAACCCUGGCCGAGGCGGUCCAGGAGUACCAGCGCCGCUACAAGAUGCACCCGCCGCCGCAUUUCGACAAGUGGUUCCAGUUCGCCCAGGCCAAAGGUGUGAAACUCGUUGAUGAGUUUGACUCGAUCUACCACUCCCUGUUGCCAUUCUGGGCCGUGAAGCCAGCGACUAUUCGCGCCCGCGCUCGCGAGACUCUGGGAUUUGAAAAUGCGGUGAUUGGACUGCUGAUUCGCGAUGGCAAGGUGACUCUGGCGGAAGGUGGUGGUGAUGGUCGCAAAUGGCAGCGCGAGGCCACGGUCGGCAUGAUGGACAAGUUUGUCAAAUAUCUACCGGACAUGGAUUUGGUUUUCAACACCCAUGACGAGCCCCGUGUGGUGAUCCCUGGCGACGACCUACAGCGUCUGGUGCAGACUGCAACGGACCAUGCCAUCCCCGCUGCCUUUAACCGGAAGUCUGCGACCAAUGGAUGGUCCCCUCGCGCCCCUGACUUGAACAAGGGCGAUCGCAUCGACGAGGUGCGGACCACUCGCUUUAACCGAUUCGCCCACCAGCCGACCUGGACCAACUCUCGGCUCUCUUGCCCCGUCGAUAGCCCUUCCCGAUCUCUUGAUGAAGAUGCCGAGGAUAAUGACGCACCCUAUGCGUAUGGGGAAUUGGGCUUCAUCUACAAUACCACCGCUUUCUCCGAUAUCUGCCACACUCCAUCCCUUCGAUACACAUACGGCUUUUUCGAUCGUCCAAAUGCGUUCGAUGUUGUCCACGACCUGUUCCCGGUGUUCUCGCAAAGCAAGAUCUCUAGCUUCCAGGAUAUCCUCUACCCUAGUCCAUGGUACUGGGCAGACAAGGUUCCCUACGAACAAUCCAAGGACUAUAGCUGGGACGCCAAAUCCGACCGCAUGUACUGGCGCGGGACCACAACCGGUGGCUUUUCACGUGCGGGGGCUGGCGCCGCCAACAUCGCCAACAGUUCGUGGACAAUGGUUCUCACGCAACAGCAAGACGACGCCUGGGUCUCACAGAACGUCACCCGGGAUUCGUACCGCGAUUCAUUCGAUGUCAAGUUCACGAUGAUCGGCCAAUGUGAUCCUGAUGACUGCCACGCACAACAAGAAUAUUUUGAGGUUGUCGAGGCUGCUAAACAGCAGGAUGCAUGGGCACAUAAGUACCUGGUUGACAUUGACGGAAACGCUUUCAGUGGUCGGUUCUACGCUUUCCUUCAUAGUAAUAGCUUCGUCUACAAGAUUGCCAUCUUCCGCGAGUGGCACGACGAAUGGCUCAAACCGUGGGUGCAUUAUGUGCCGCUCAGUCUGAGGGGCAAUGAGUAUGUGGAGAGCAUGAGAUACUUCACCACGGAGGAAGAGGGUAGGAAGGCAGCCCCUCGGAUUGCCACUCAGGGCCAGCAGUGGGCGCAGCAAGUAUUGCGGAAUGAGGACCUCGAGGUCUGGUUUUUCCGUCUCCUUCUGGAAUAUGGCCGCCUAGUCGACGACAACCGCGAUCAAAUAGGCUUCACGCUUUGA
Molecule: messenger RNA, 1788 nt
Organism: Penicillium daleae
Lineage: Eukaryota; Fungi; Ascomycota; Eurotiomycetes; Eurotiales; Aspergillaceae
Product: putative capsule-associated protein CAP1
Exons: 3
Coding region: 1-1788 (595 amino acids)
Source: RefSeq, a predicted model, not a curated record